This is a messenger RNA of Trametes versicolor FP-101664 SS1, 1623 nucleotides long. RefSeq lists its product as uncharacterized. The record is from RefSeq and is a predicted model, not a curated record. NCBI's taxonomy places the organism in Eukaryota, Fungi, Basidiomycota, Agaricomycetes, Polyporales, Polyporaceae. Bases 396 to 1499 code for a protein of 367 amino acids. The transcript has 8 exons.
CUGAUUAUGUGGAAUAGAUAUCUAGGGUCACUCCGCCUCGGUCAACUUAUCUCAUCUUCAUGAUCAGACGCUACCGCCAUCAGCCUUGUCGUCUGACAUCACAUUGAGAUCUGACCCUUCUUUGGCACACCAAGAGACUCAUGGGUGCUCGGGAUAUCAUCUUGCCCGCCUUCCCUCCCUGAGAAACAUGAAGCCAACACGAGAUGUCCAGUGGCGUUAGAUAUCUCGGGUCGUAAAAGGGUGCGACUCGCUCUCUUUCGAUUGAUACUCGUGCAUAUCGCGUCGCUUCAUGAACGCGGGCGGGACACAGUGCUAUUUUCCUCGCGAGAGGACAUAUACAACGCACCUCCCCGAAACCACACCUCUCCGCUACCCCAGCUCAUCCGUGCACAGUCAUGCACCCCGAGCAAUAUACCCACAGCUACUCGGUACCCGUUCUCCCGUCAGGACCCACUGCCACGAGACUGGGGGGAACACUCAAGUACUGGUCGGAUAAUUCUGUCUAUUAUACGGACCCUAGAAAGGACGGGUUUGUAGGCCUUGCGAACGACGACUACGCAGAAGAUGUAUAUGCGAUGGGAGGCAUGUCAUGCAACCGGCCUUACCUCAUCGGAGGGCCGCAGGAAGCGGAUGAUACCCCCGUCCCAUUGAUGCAAGACUCAGUAUACGAUCGUGUGGGGUCUCACAACCUUGGUAUCGCGACACCACCGGCGUCGAUCAUGCCCCACGAGCACAACACGACAUAUGGCGUGCAUGCCUAUGCGCGCACCGAUCAUCUACCCGCCCUGUACAGCAAGGGCUCCCAAAUUUCUAGCCAUCAAGGGGAGUCACAAAGCGAACCUUCCGCGCAGUGUUCGAACGCCAUUCUUCUACCACAACCAUCCCGCGCGACCGAUCAUCAGCAGUGGGUCAUUCCCCAGGAGGUGUACGCUGGGACAAAGGGGUAUUCGGCUCCAGCGCCUCUGCGAUCCAUGCACGUCGAUGUUGCGGUGUUGCAGGCUCUCGAUCCAGAGCGGCUCGCGUUGUGCUUGGUAGACCCUCUGAGUCCCGGAUUCCCGGGCGAAGCCGGAGCGCCAGAUAGGAAACGCCAGAAACUGACCGUUCGCUACAAGUUCAUCGAUUGCAACCGAGGGGUCGUAUGGCAGAACCCAUACCCGAGGCAGAUAAACGAGUACGCUUCUACUAAACGCCAGUCCUGCGACCCAUUCGUCAAGGCAGCGCAGCGCCUCCAUGGAGCGAUUGAGACGUCACGCGAGGACUUCAAGUCGAAACCCCUCAUGCGUAUCGCGCUGGUUGAAAUCGUUGCGCGGGAGCUGCAGGACUUCAUGGUGAAGCUAGAGGCCGGAGACUCUCCAUUGACCUUUCGCGGCAUCCCAGUCGACUUCAAUCACUUGCGGAUCGUCAGGAUCGACAGACCGACAACGGCCACCGUCCAGCCCGUACUCGAGAUUAUUUCUGGAUAUCGCUAUCUGUACUCUCGCAUCGCGGGAGUCCUCUAAAACUGUUCUGCUUCUCGGCGUUGUAGGUUCGUCUUGCUGCAGGAUCUGCUGGCCAGUCUAUGUAUAUUCUAUUCUACGUCGUAUUUCUUGACAGAUCUGUAUCAUGUGUAAUUCUUACACUGGC